Messenger RNA from Acytostelium subglobosum LB1, 198 nucleotides. RefSeq lists its product as hypothetical. The record is from RefSeq and is a predicted model, not a curated record. NCBI's taxonomy places the organism in Eukaryota, Evosea, Eumycetozoa, Acytosteliales, Acytosteliaceae. The transcript is spliced from 2 exons. The coding region runs from base 1 to 198 and encodes 65 amino acids. Gene Ontology annotation, biological process: mitochondrial electron transport, ubiquinol to cytochrome c.
AUGUCUAGACUCACUGGAUUCUUGUACCAAACACUCUUCAAGAGAAACUCAACUUUCAUUGCCACCGCCAUCGUUGGUGCCUUUGUCUUUGAGAGCUCAAUCCACGGUGUCGUCAACUGCACUUGGGACAGCGUCAACAAGGGUAAACUCUGGAAGGAUGUCUUGGUUGAGCGUCAGUCAAAGGGACUCUCUCAAUAA